Messenger RNA from Acytostelium subglobosum LB1, 621 nucleotides. RefSeq lists its product as hypothetical. The coding region runs from base 1 to 621 and encodes 206 amino acids. Lineage: Eukaryota; Evosea; Eumycetozoa; Acytosteliales; Acytosteliaceae. The transcript has a single exon. The record is from RefSeq and is a predicted model, not a curated record.
AUGAAUCAACACAACAACAACAACAGAUCAAUAGUGGCAUUGAUGACCAUCAUCAUGAUGAUGACUAUGACCAUCACGACAGGUGUCAAGGCACAACCGACAUAUAGUUUGAGCUCAUGGUACAACUCGUCAGAGUGCCAUGGUGACUCGUUGGUGGAGAUCGAGUUGUAUCAGUCGGGCUACUGUGAGCAGGUGUCGUCACAGUCGCAGCAGUACGAGUGCCAGGAUGAUGGCGUGCUCUUUAUGGAGUUCUACGACAGUCGAUGCAACAGUCCCAAGAGCAAGCAGCUGUUCCCAUUCGAGACGUGCAGCACUCGCAACUCAUCGUUCACUCAAUCACAGUGCGCCUCGCAGUCGCAGGUCAACAGCAUGAUCCAUGGCAUGACCAGCGUUUUCUUCUACAGCGCACCCAACUGCAACAACGAUCAGAGCAGUCCGUACAAGAUGAUAGUGUCGCCCGAGCCCAUCUGUCUCAGCUACAUGCGCACACUCAACAAAUGUGAUGAUGGCAAUCUCUACCAAGCUACAUGCGAUGAUGAGCUCUGUUUACUAUGUAGCGACUAUCAACAAGUCGAUCCAUUCUGUCUGGCACCUGAUGGAAUGUACUUUGGAUGUCCUUAA